Oncorhynchus nerka (sockeye salmon) is the source of this 2993-nucleotide messenger RNA. RefSeq names its product zinc finger protein OZF-like. The record is from RefSeq and is a predicted model, not a curated record. The transcript is spliced from 2 exons. Bases 228 to 1826 code for a protein of 532 amino acids. Lineage: Eukaryota; Metazoa; Chordata; Actinopteri; Salmoniformes; Salmonidae.
GCUUCUUCAACAACUGCAGCCACCUCGGUAGCUCGCUAGACAACAAAGUCGGAACAUUCAAGUUCUUUAGACAAUUUCGUGCUUUAUUUGCCACUGAUUUAAACAUACGUAUGUGGAAACAACUAGCUACCCAGUAUAAUUUAAUAUUUACGUUGUAACUCAACCCGCUGUCCGGUUAAGUUAGCACUAGUGUAGUCGCUAAUGCUAACUGGCUAACCUCCCCGAACAUGAGUUCACUAAGCUACUCUCCUCAUUCUAGAGAAGAGGAGGUCUGCUGGACGGAGAAAGAAGCUCUCGUGAAAGAAGAAGAGGAAGAGAAGGAUGUUACAAUACAAAAACAAGUAGAGGGUGAGACUGUUACCGUGAAAGAAGAAGAUCAAGACGUUACAGUCAAAGACGCCUUCAGGGUGAAAGAGGAGGAGGAUGUUACUGUGAAAGAAAAGGAGGAAGAUGCAGUUUUGGGAGUGGAGGAUGAAGUGAAAGAAGAUGAAGACAUUUUUGGAAUGAAGGCUGAAGAGGGGGAGAUCACAGUCACAUUAGAGGAGGACGAAGAAGAGAGGACUGGAGAACUGAUUAACACCAGUAAAUACAGAGAGAGACAGGACUAUCAUGGAUCCUCUGGGGAGCUUCAACAACAUCAUGAUGCUGACGAGGCAGAGAAGAGUCUCUCCAGAUCAGAACUUCUCAAGAAACACCAGCAGAGACCCACAGGAAAGAAAUCUCACUGCUGCUCUGACUGUGGGAAACAUUGCAAAUCUUCAUCAGAACUUAAAAAACACCAGAGAACACACACAGGAGAGAAGCCUUAUAGCUGUGAUCAAUGUGGGAAGAGUUUUACUAAUUCAAGUAAUCUGAAAACACACCAGAGAACACACACAAGAGAGCAGCCUUACAGCUGUGAUCAGUGUGGCAAGAGUUUUACUCAGUUAUGCAACCUGGUAUCACACCAGAGAACACACACAGGAGAGAAACCUUAUAGCUGUGAUCAGUGUGGCAAGGGUUUUGCUCAGUCAAGUAGCCUGGUAUCACACCAGAGAACACACACAGGAGAGCAGCCUUAUAGCUGUGAUCAGUGUGGCAAGGGUUUUACUCGGUCAACCAACCUGGUAUCACACCAGAGAACACACACAGGAGAGCAGCCUUAUAGCUGUGAUCAAUGUGGCAAGGGUUUUAUUAAUUCAAGAAACCUGGUAACACACCAGAGAGCACACACAGGAGAGAAGCCAUAUAGCUGUGAGCAAUGUGGGAAAAGCUUUUCUCGGAUAGGAUACCUUAAAGGACACCAGAGAACACACACAGGACAGAAGCCUUAUAGCUGUAAUCAAUGUGGCAAGAGUUUUACUCAGUCAAGCAAGCUGCUAUCACACCAGAGAACACACACAGGAGGGCAGUCGUAUAGCUGUGAGCAAUGUGGGAAAAGCUUUUCUCGGAUAGGACACCUUAAAGGACACCAGAGAACACACACAGGAGAGAAACCUUAUAGCUGUAAUCAAUGUGGGAAGAGUUUUACUCAUUCAAGUAAUCUGAAAACACACCAGAGAACACACACAGGAGAGAAGCCUUACAGCUGUGAUCAGUGUGGCAAGAGUUUUACUCAGUCAAGCAACCUGGUAUCACACCAGAGAACACACACAGGAGAGCAGUCGUUUAGCUGUGAGCAAUGUGGGAAAAACUUUUCUCAGGGAGAAAGCCUUAAAGAGCACCAGAGAAUACACACAGGAGAGAAGGCUUAUAGCUGUGAUCAAUGUGGCAAGAGAUACUCUCAUUCAAGUGGUCUGAUUAAACAUCAGAAAAUACAUGCAGGAGAUCCACAGAGUGUAGAAUGACCUCCAACACCAGACCUGGGAAUGAUCUCCAACACCAGACCUGGGUAGUAGAACACAGUGUGGAAUGACCAACACCAGACCUAUAUACAUCAAAUCACAUUUUAUUUGACACAUAGUUGUUUAACAGAUGUUAUUGCGGGUGUAGCGAAAUGCUUGUGUUUCUAGCUCCAACAGUCCAGUAAUAUCGAACAAGUAAUAUCUAACAAUUCACACAAUCUAAAGGAAUGGAAUUAAGAAAAUAUAAAUAUUUGGGUGAGCAAUGUCAGAGCGGCAUAGUCUAAGAUACAGUAGAAUAGGAUAUAAUCUAGUCUGUUCAUUAUAUACAUUUACAUGAUGUGUUGUUACACCAUGUAGGAGCAGGAUAGACCUAGUCUGUUCAUUAUAUACAUCUACAUUGUGUAUUGUUACGCCAUGUAGCAGCAGUAUGGAGGUACAGUGGGGGACAAUUGUUGACACCCUUGAUAAAGACAAGAUAAACGACUAUAAAAUAAAGCGUUCAAAUACUAAGCUAUAUUGUAUGUAAAAAAAAUCAAGGGAAAUUAUAUUAUUUUAUACUAGUACAAUUGCUCAGAGAAAGAGAUUUAGUUUAACAUGUCAUUCUCAAAAGGAAGGGAUCUGAAUUAUUGCCACCCAUGUUUUCAAUUCUCCAGCACCUUCCCCUUGUGGGGAUAACGACAUUCAAAUGUUUUAUGAGAUUGGAUAACACAUUGGGUGGGAUCUUAGACCAUUCCUCCAAACAUCAUUUCUCCAGGUCCUUGAUUUAUUUAGUCUGCGUUUGUGGACUGCCCUGUUCAAUUCAAACCACAGGUUUUCAAUGGAGCAGAAGUCCGAAGACUGAGAUGCCCAUAGAAAAAUGUUGAUUUUAUGCCCAAUUGACUAUUUUUUCAUUGAUGUUGAUGUGUCUUGCUGGAAGAUCCACUUAUGGCCAACUUUCAUUCUGCUAGCAGAGAGGUAACCAGGUUUUGGGCUAAAAUAUCCUGGUAGUGGGUAAAGUUUAUUUAUUUUAUAGAGUAAUUUUUGCUCAUCUUUAUCAAGGGUAUCAAUAACCAUGUACUUAUUUUGAUAUCUAGUUAUUUGAGUCAGAAAUACAGAUGUGGAGUAGAUGUAGAGUUGGUUUUAAAUUCUCAUUAAAAAUAUGAACUAAUAAAACAACACUUGUUGCACUUU